CCUCACUUCUCACUUACUUCCCCUGCUAUUAAUACUCCCUCUCAUACUUCCUCUCUCUCUCUCUCUCUCUCUAGAAACACGCUAAAGUGAACGAAAGCGUUCUUUUUCCACCGCAAAGAACUCUUCUUUCUUGGCCAUAUCACUUCUUAAAUGUGAAUGCUUAAUGGGUUUUCUUCACUUUCCAUUCACAACCAUGUUCGCCGUUUAGACAAGGAUAUCUGGGGUUUUCUUUACUCUGGUUUAUUGAUUUUCUGAAAUGGGGUUUUGAGGAGCUUUGCUCAGAAGCAGAUUUUUGGCAGUUUCGGGAGUGUUUGUUUGUUUCCUGGGAUUUUAGUGCAAUUCCGAAAUGAGGAGCAUUUAUGGAGUUUAUUUAGUAGCCUUGCUUUGCUUUGGGAUGUUUAUUUGCUCUUCGUGCCAGGAUGAUUCAAAGAAUAUUACAGCUAUUUAUAUCGUCACUCUUAAAGAAGCUCAUGAUUCUGUUCAUUACUAUGGUGAGCUGAGGGAAAAUCAUGGAGCCAAGUAUGGUUCUUCCGAGAGGUUGAGAGUUCAUAAACCAAGAAACAUUUCCAGAACAGAUCGGCGGUACAGUUCGUAUAUUGCUCGCGCUCACGAUUCAUUAUUGAGGAGGGCACUGAGAGGGCAGAAUUAUCUGAAGCUGUAUAGCUACCACUACUUAAUUAAUGGGUUCGCGGUGCUUGUUACACCACAGCAGGCAGAUAGGCUUUCAAGGAGGAGAGAAGUGGCUAAUGUGGUAUUGGAUUUCUCUGUUCGAACUGCAACCACUCAUACUCCUCAGUUUUUGGGUUUACCACAAGGAGCUUGGGCAGAACAAGGUGGAUAUGAAUCUGCAGGAGAAGGAAUCGUAAUUGGGUUUAUCGAUACUGGCAUUGAUCCAAAUCACCCAAGUUUUGCUGACGAUACAUCUGCUCGUCAGUAUCCAGUUCCUCGCCGUUUUUCAGGCAUCUGUGAGGUUACUCCAGAUUUUCCAUCUGGUUCAUGUAAUCGGAAGCUUGUUGGGGCUCGCCAUUUUGCAGCGUCAGCUAUAAGCAGAGGAAUUUUCAACUCUUCUCAAGACUUUGCUUCACCAUUUGAUGGUGAUGGCCACGGAACGCACACGGCUUCAGUUGCUGCAGGAAACCACGGCGUUCCGGUGAUAGUUUCAGGGCAUCACUUUGGGAAUGCAAGUGGGAUGGCUCCCCGUUCACACAUUGCUGUUUACAAGGCAUUGUACAAGAGCUUCGGAGGAUUUGCUGCUGAUGUUGUUGCUGCAAUAGACCAGGCUGCUCACGAUGGGGUCGACAUUAUAAGCUUAUCAAUAACUCCAAACAGGCGGCCUCCUGGUCUCGCGACAUUUUUCAAUCCCAUAGACAUGGCGCUGUUAUCAGCUGUGAAGGCUGGUAUAUUUGUUGUGCAAGCAGCAGGAAAUACUGGGCCGUCCCCGAAAAGCAUGUCUUCUUUUAGUCCGUGGAUCUUCUCAGUUGGUGCGGCUUCUCAUGAUAGAAGCUACAGCAACUCUAUAGUCCUUGGAAACAACAUUACAAUUCCUGGAGUUGGUUUGGCACCGGGAACGAAGAAAGAUACAAAGUACACACUAGUUUCUGCUGUUCAUGUGUUAAACAAUGACACAUCAGUUUCUGACGAUAUGUAUGUGGGUGAAUGCCAAGACUCUAGUAAAUUUGACUACGAUCUUGUCCAAGGGAACCUUUUAAUCUGCAGCUAUUCAAUACGAUUUAUUCUUGGUAUCUCCACAAUCCAACGGGCUUUGCAAACGGCAAAAAACCUAAGUGCAGUAGGUCUUGUGUUCUACAUGGAUCCUUUUGUACUUGGUUUCCAGCUUAAUCCAGUUCCAAUGAAAAUGCCCGGUAUCAUAGUUCCAUCACCCGAAAACUCCAAGAUUUUACUUCAAUACUACAAUUCCUCCUUGGAGCGAGAUGGUAAGAACAAAAUUUUCAAAUUUGGGGGUUCUGCUAGAAUUUGUGGUGGACUAAAGGCCAACUACAGUAAUUCCGCUCCCAGGAUUAUGUAUUACUCUGCUAGAGGACCAGAUCCAGAAGAUAGCUCUCUUGAUGAUGCGGACAUAAUGAAACCCAAUUUGGUAGCUCCUGGAAAUUUUGUUUGGGCUGCUUGGAGUUCUGCUGGAGGCGACUCGGUUGAAUUCCUCGGUGAGAAGUUUGCAAUGAUGUCUGGCACAAGCAUGGCUGCUCCUCAUGUUGCUGGGCUUGCUGCACUGAUUAAGCAGAAGUUCCCGAGCUUCAGUCCUGCGGCCAUUGCAUCUGCUCUUUCCACAACAGCUUCUCUAUAUGAUAAGAAUGGUGGGCCAAUAUUGGCUCAGCGUGCUUAUGCCGAUCCAGAUGUAAACCAGUCCCCUGCAACUCCUUUUGAUAUGGGCAGUGGCUUCGUGAAUGCAACUGCAGCGCUGAACCCUGGCCUGAUUUUUGAUGCCAGUUAUAACGAUUACAUGUCAUUUCUGUGUGGCAUUAACGGCUCGGUUCCUGUUGUUCGGAAUUACACCGGCCAAGACUGUUGGGUUUACAAUUCCACCAUUAAUGGUGCUGAUUUGAACUUACCCUCAAUCACAUUAACGAAACUUAACCAGUCGCAAACAGUCCAGAGAACGGUGACCAACAUCGCAGAGGACGACACUUAUAGUGUGGGUUGGAGUGCUCCUUACGGAGUUUCAGCGAAGGUUUCUCCAACUCACUUUUACAUUGCCAGUGGACAGAAACAGGUCUUGACCAUAGUCUUGAAUGCCAUACUCAACAACUCAGUUGCUAGCUUCGGAAGGAUUGGACUUUUCGGAAGUAAAGGUCAUGUAAUUAACAUUCCUUUAGCAGUCAUUGUCAAAACCACAUUUAAUACAACUAACAGCUGAAGUUUGAGGCUCAUGCUUUAUUAAUAUUAUUAUUUAUAUUUUUUUGUUUCCCCACCGUUUUCCCCUGUAGUUUGCAGUUUGUGGUUUCUAUCCUUUUGUUGGGUUUUAUUAUCUGCUUGCGUAGUUGGGCUUUAAUAAUUUUUUGAUUCAUUGCAUUGUAAAUGUUCUCAUAUAAAUUCUUAGAGCUGUUUGUAAUGUAGAUGCAGUAACUAAUAACACAAUGUGUUG
Morus notabilis is the source of this 3100-nucleotide messenger RNA. Its product is annotated as subtilisin-like protease SBT2.2. The record is from RefSeq and is a predicted model, not a curated record. Bases 347 to 2872 code for a protein of 841 amino acids. The transcript has 10 exons. Gene Ontology annotation, biological process: proteolysis. Lineage: Eukaryota; Viridiplantae; Streptophyta; Magnoliopsida; Rosales; Moraceae. Gene Ontology annotation, molecular function: serine-type endopeptidase activity.